AUCGAGAUACCGCCAAGAUGUCGCUGAAGAACGACAAGUUCCCCGCCUCGGCCUUCUUCGAGACCAUGAACCAGGUGCUGCAGUCCAGUGAGGCCGAGAAGAAGCAGGCGAUGGAUAUGGGUAAGGGCAUCUAUGCCUUUACGAUCAAGAACGCAGCCGGGGAGACGGACAGCUGGCACAUCGAUCUGAAGAACGAGGGCAAUGUCGCCAAGGGCACUGGUGACAAGCCUGAUGUCACCCUCUCCCUCUCCGAAUCCGACUUCGCUAGCCUCGUCUCCGGAAAGGGCAAUGCCCAGAGGUUAUUCAUGUCUGGCAAGCUGAAGAUUAAGGGCAACGUGAUGAAGGCCACCAAGCUGGAUCCUAUCCUCAAGCAGGCGCAGACCAAGGCCAAGCUGUAGAGGAUGCGGUUUGGGAUGCGAUAUGAUGGGAUGUGGACAGACUGGAACGGCCAGCCUUGGGGUUUUGGCUGAGUCAAGGAGGGACUACUUACUUGGAUUGAGCCCUGCAGAUGUUGGUUUAGAUGCCGGCGUUAAGACACACUCUUUAUUU
Cryphonectria parasitica EP155 is the source of this 549-nucleotide messenger RNA. Its product is annotated as sterol-binding-like protein. The transcript has 3 exons. The record is from RefSeq and is a predicted model, not a curated record. Gene Ontology annotation, cellular component: cytosol. Lineage: Eukaryota; Fungi; Ascomycota; Sordariomycetes; Diaporthales; Cryphonectriaceae. The coding region runs from base 18 to 398 and encodes 126 amino acids.